This is a messenger RNA of Entrophospora sp. SA101, 432 nucleotides long. Lineage: Eukaryota; Fungi; Glomeromycota; Glomeromycetes; Entrophosporales; Entrophosporaceae. The record is from the annotation of a GenBank genome assembly.
AUGGUAAAUGUGAUGGUGGUGGUGGUGACGUUGUAUACUAGAUUUUUAGCAAAAGAAGAUCCAAUUAAAGGUCAUAAAUGGUGGAUAUUGCAUGGAUUACACACAGCUGGUAAAGUUUAUAUCGACAAAGGAGCAGCAACAGCCAUUUCAAAGAAAGGACAAAAAUGUAGUUUGUUUUCUGCAGGAAUUGUAAAAGUUCAGGGUAACUUUAGUUCGAAUCAAGCAGUUCAUAUAGUUUAUGAGAAUCGGCCAAUAAAAGUUGGUGAACAACAACAAGUAGAUGAUGUAAAAGAUGAAAAAGAAAAUCAUAAUGUGAUUAAUAUUGGUAAAGGUUUGGUGAAUUAUAAUUCCAUGGAAAUUUCUAGAAUCAAAGGUUGCAAAAGUUCUGAAAUAGCAGAGAAAUUGGGUUAUACUGAUUCAGAAUUAAAUUAA